UCGGUGGCUCUUCUUCCUCUCAGGGGCUGGCGCGGGCGGGGGGCCGCAGCCCCGAGCAGGGGGCUCCCCCGCCGGCACCUCCAUCGCGGCCUCCCUUGGCCUCAGUGAGCUGCAGGCAUGGCCCGGGCCCGCCCGGCCUCCGCGCCCGGGGGGAGGUCCCCGGCGCCUCUCCUGCCGCUCGGGCCGCGUCUGCUCUCGGCCCACCUCAGCUCCCGGGCUGCGCUCUGGCCCCGACUCCCGCCGCACGGUCUCUCCGCUACUCUGAGCUCGGAGAGAGCGGCCCGAUCGCCUCCAGGCGCCCCGGCUCCGGCUCCGGCUCCGCCCGGCGCCCGCCCCCUCGGCCUCGCCGCGCCCCCGGAGCGCGCCCGGGCCCCGGCUGCCAGCGCGCCUAUCGCUCCCUCGGGCUCCGAGUCCGGCUGCGGCCCGGGCCCCGGCUCCGCCCGGCGCGGCCCGCCCCCGCGCAGCCCCGCCAGCUCCCCGCCCCGCCGCCUGGGCUCGGGGGCGCGCGGCUCCGCGAACAAAAGGCGGACGCGGCGGGAGCGGCAGGGAGGGACGCAGGCAGCGAGCGAGGGAGGGAUCUGCGAGGCAACAGCGACCCCCUCGAGGGUCAGGCGGGCCGGGUCCGCCGCGGCCCGGGCUCCUUUCUCCUCCGCUCCGCCGCCGCCCCCUCCCCUGCCGGCCCGGAGAGCGCACCCGGCGGAGGCCCCCCUGCUCCCCGCGUCCGAGCAGGGGUCGCGCGAGCGGCGAGAGGGAGGACUGCCAGGCAGAGGCCGGGCAGACCUCAGAUCGCUGGAGCCAGCAUCCAUAUACACGCCGAGUCCCUCGCCCCUCGCGGCUGUGCGGAGCGUGCGCGAACUCCGCCCCCCGAACCUCGCAGAGCGAGACGGAUUAUCCCAUUGUACAGAUGCGUAAAGUGAUGCCUAGGGCGGGCACACGAUUAACCCAAGGUCAGUCAGUGGCAGAGCGGGGAUGGAAUCCCAACCUCGCAGAUCCACACCUUCUGCUUCGGCUUCCCUCUCACAACUGUUGGGAGCGUGGAGCCCUGGAUGAAUGCCCGGCUCUGCACGUCUUGACCCGGGCGUACUACCGCUUCCCCCUACCCUGAUAGGGGAUCAGAGACUGCUCUCAGGCUCUGCUUGGCUAAAAUGGAGGCGACCCGUUCUGAGAAGUCAGACCAGCGGGUGCUCUAGGAAUAGGUUUUGGCUACUGUGGGGCUGAUCCAGGCCGGACACGGUGGCUCUGAUCCCCUACGCGUUCUCCCAAGAGUAACUCCGGACGACCCCGGAGCCCCAGCUCUGAUGGGUGUCGUUUCUUUCCUUCCAGGCUGUGCUCCUGUGUUGUUGAUUUUUCCGUGUGUCUGUCACACCUUCCCCGCACCACCCCCCUCCCCAUACCACCGAGCCACCGCUGGACAGAGCCACGUGGUGAAGUCCUUUGGCUGUCCUGUGGGCUGGCGCUCAACCUCAGGGUGGCACCCCUUGCGGGGCGGGGGGCGGGGAGGAAGGGGGGUCAGGGCGGUGUUUACCCCUCUGCAGCUUCUUCCUCCCUCUCCUCAUUUCCUUUCCCUCCCCCUUCUCCCCCUCUCCCUUUUCCCUUUCUCCUCUUCCCUCCUCCUGCCCAUUUUCUCCUUCUUCCUCUACUCCCCCAGUCCUGUUAGCUCACCUCCUUCUGCCCUUGACACACCACUGGCCCUAGGUCCGCUUCUGUGUUUCUGUCCCACCUCCCCAACAGCAGUGAAUACACUCCUCCUGCGGGUCGCCCUCUUGGAGGAGGCACAGCUUCUCAUCCCCAUCUAGGGGCAUUCUCACGCCCUCCUGGCAAGGCAUCAGUUGUCCUGUCCCCAGUGACUCUCCACCCACCCAGCCCACAGGCACCAGACGGGACCCUGAGGGACACAGUAGUGAGCUUGUCAGUGUCCACUCUCCUUUGGAGCCACCAUGUUGAAACGAAGCCCAGGCCUCAUGUUCCAGCCAACACCUCCAACUCUGGUCCCCACUAAGCCCCAGACAUGUGAGAGAGGGAAACUUCAGAUGAUUCAGCCUCCAGUCUUGUUGCUACCCCAGCUGAUGCCAAGUGGAGCAGAAAUGAGUUGUCCCAAACUGCAAAAUAAAUACUGUUCUAAGCCACUAACUUGGGGGGUACUUUGUUACACAGCCAUGGAUAACUGGAAUGCUAGUUCAAGGUCAUACAGCUUGGAAGUGGCAGGGCUGGGACUGAUUUGAACCCAAGGCCAUUCAGCUUGAGAGCCUGUUGUGUUGCACUACUGAGCAGUGUCCAGCUCAGGCACACAGCAUGUGCUGUACAAAGUCUUUUCAAGGCAUUCCCCAGUGGUCUAGUGGGUUAAGGAUCUGGCAUUAUCUCUGCAGUGGCUCAGAUCACUGCUGUGACAUGGGUUCAAUCACUGGCCUGGGAAUUUCUGUACACUGUGGGCACAGCCAAAAAAAAAAGGAGCCUAAUUCAAGAAGGCAUGAAGCACUAAUCAGAUUUAAGAAAUGAAGAUGCUGAUUACUCAGUGGGAAAAUAGUUUUUCUCCCUUUCAAGUGGCUAAAUUGACCAACGUGAUGGAAACUAAAUAAAAACUAAAUCCUGGAAGACUCUAGAGAGGAGAUGUUUUCAAAAAACAAACAAAAAACUAAAAAAACUAAAGAUUUUGUUCCUUAUACAAACCAGUGGCUGAAGGAGAAUUAGAGAAAUUAGUAGAGGAAACCGCUUUAAAAGGGUAAUCAUGAAGGCCUCUUUGAGGAAGUGAUAUUUAAACUAAAUUAUUCAAAGAGCCAGAGUAAGAGAAUUCCAGGAAGAAGGAACAGCAAGGGCAAAGCCCUAAAGAGGGAACAAGCUUGAUAGAUGUUCAAGAAAGUGAGAAAGUCAUUGGGACUGGCCCUUGAUGGCUGAGAGGAGAAGAGCAAGACAGAGCUGGAGUGGAUGUGGGAGCCAAGGCAGCCCUGGGCAGGGCUUUCUUCUUCUUUUUUUAAAUUCUCUGCCAGUCUCUGCCUUUU
Messenger RNA from Sus scrofa (pig), 2996 nucleotides. NCBI's taxonomy places the organism in Eukaryota, Metazoa, Chordata, Mammalia, Artiodactyla, Suidae. The record is from RefSeq and is a predicted model, not a curated record.